CUGGUUAAGACGCAUACGCAUUGUUGUUUUGGUAGACGGAUAGUGACCAACUCGAUGUCAUGAUGGCAUGCUAUUCUAUGUAUGUCUAUGUGUGUGCUAGAAAUUAGAGACGACGAGUCUGCCGUUUCUUGUUGUUGCUGGCGUACCGAUUCUUGACGUUGACAUCUGAACACUUAGUUGCUUGCCUCUAGGUGGUGUAAAGCAACGGAAAGAUGAAGAUGGGUCUUGGCUUUGCGAACAAUUGAAGCACAUACGACUGGAAGACGACGGCAUUAACGAUGCGUCUGGGUGUCGUCCAUUAAAUACUGCAGAACGGAGGUCAUAAGUAACAAAAUGGGCCUGGGCGUCGUCAACCCCAACCCGUAUUCGGGGAUGGGUCUCGAUUAUUUUCCAAUGUACUGCCCAAUGCUUGCUUGCAACACGACCUAUGCUGUGUACGAGCGGCCGGAAGACCAGCCGCGCUACAUCGAGAACACAGGCAUGAACGGCUUUGUCCGAGUGAUGUUCAUUCUAUACCAAUUCGCGAUUCGUGAGCGAGUGCAGGUGGACGACAGCUUUUUCUACGCGUUCCGCGCCUUGGCAGUGCUCGCGGAGGCGGUUCGCCUGAUGGUGUGCAGCAUGCGCUUCGAGUAUUGUGCCGGAAGUAGCAGCUUGGAGGUUUUCAAUCGGUCCGACCCUUUUGCGGGUUAUGCGGCGCAUGAUUACCACACUUUCAUGCGCAACGAAGCAUGCACGAUGGCCAGCAAUGCGUUUGUCGUACUGCAUAAGCACCUAGACGGAGUCUUGGCGCCGCUGGCGGACGGUACGAUAGACUACUGCCGCGAGCUGUUUCUACAGCGCAGCUUUUCGGACAUGCUUCUGAAGUUAAGUCGAGCAGAAAUAUUUUGUGUUGGUCUAAGUUUUACUUGGUCUGGCAGCAUGUUCAUUUUCUAACUUAACCCUGCUGGAUGGCAUCUAUUGAUUGUGUUUUUGUUCUUGUACAGAGGCAACAGCAUUCUUUUACAUGAAAUCUAUGUCUACUUCUGGGCUUCAUUCAUUGAAAAUGAAGAUGAUUUACUCUAACGAAAGUGCCAAGCUUGUUGCUGGAUUCCAUCGUUCGCAAGGUGACGCAAGGGGAUGGCUCCUUGAGUAGCCCAGACUCUGGGCUUGUGAAGCCACUAGGCAAUGACAACACGCGUUUCGACUUUGAGAGUUUUUUCACUGAUUCCCGCUUCUACUGGGACGUGCCCUACGACGCGCAACGCUUUUCGCAUAUCCGCUACCCCACCUUGUGGUCGCCGCAGAAAAUCUGCAAGCCUGGGCGUUUUGAGCAAGUGAUUCCGGGGUAUCGCGCGCCGUUGAUCAAAUGGCAAUACAUCGUGCGGCUGCAUCCAGACGGGUGGGCCAUCAAUUUUGGAGCAGCUGACGGUGCGUGUGGUUUAAACGGGGAUUGGAACCACGACCCAGCAAAUUGCUUAUUGCGGCAAGGCCGCUCUGGUAUUGUCAUCGAAGGGGACGACCGCAGGUUAGUCGAUCUAAAUACCACUUUCGGGAAUCGGACAGACAUUUUCCAGUAUAGUCGCGCCUUGCCUUUAGAAGACGUGCAGGCUGAGAUGCGUCUACAGGUGGAACGGGAACACGAACGACGCAGAAACAAGACGCUCCAAAAGAACAACGUGCGGCAGCUGGAUGCACUCGGAGCAACCAUUUCAGAACCGCGGGGAGCAGGAAGUGGACAGUUUACAAUUAGCGUGGGAAAAGGACAGGCAGAAAUGCCAGUGAUAGGAGGGGUUCGGGUCAAAACGGUGCCGCAGAAGGCCUCUGGAAAUUUUGAUUAUGCGCCUGUCACCGCGUACUCUCCUGAGCCUAGCGAUGUUGAUCCAGCCUUGGUCAAAAUGGACAUUGACAACGCGGAUUGCAGAUAUUUAGACGCCGCCCUGGAAGUGGUCCGACCCUUGGUCAUUUUUUUCGAGAUUGUCGCGGACAUCCCGCCACCGUUUGACUACCGGGAGAAGUACCGCCCGCCCUACUCUCCGGCCCCGAACCACAUGCCGGGGUGUUCGGUGCAGGCAUUUGUGAAUAUCGGUCGCGUACAUGGCUACACGCUGACGGAAGUCUUGUUGGAAGACGCCGUGCUCGUCCGAGACGACUGGCUGCAUGUGGGCCGCAGUGAGGACGUCUAUGGCAUGCCAGUGGAUGCGAGCGCCUCUACGGCUUUCCUGACAGACGAGGUGGAGAAUGCGAUGUGGGCCAAGGUGGCAGCUAAGAGUGCUGCCAAAGCGAAGCAAAGCAGGUACGAGGAUGCAGAGAGGAAUCUCGAAAGUUCCUCAUCCUCUGCAGGUGGCAGCGGGUCAGAAGCGGAGGAAGAGGCGAACUUCCACACAGAGGCGUCCCUGCAGGCAAGGGCAGAUGCCGCGCAACAAGUAGUUGUACCAGAGGACCAGGAGGAAGUUUCUGCGCCGGAGAGAUCGCGUGCGGAGCUAAGUAUGGGUCAGCCGGCGGACGAGGCACCUGAGACCUCCCUCUCGGUCGCACCAGCAACACUGGCCGAUAGCGUGCUUUCUGCACGCACAGACAAGGUUAAGACUGGUUUUUCAUCAUUCGGCGUGAAGCUCUCUGGCGGGGCUCCUCUUAGGAGGUCAAUAGCACUUGCGGGGAACCCCUCGAGUCAGAAGAAUGAAAGGCCACCGCUAACAAGGAAACGCUGUUCGCGAAGAUAAGACCGCUCAGUGGCAUGGAGCUCAAGAGAGGACAAAAGCCAGCAAAAGACGUUCCCUACGGCUUCCCCUUCUACGACGCGCGAACUGGGAACGGCCGAGUGUAUCUGCAUCCCCUGCUAUAUUGCCAAUUUGGCACUGCAGUGCAGGAAAAGCUGUCGGCAGACCCGAAAAAAAUGCACCAUGUGAGCAGCACUAGUGGAGAUCAAGAGGAUACUUCUCAGGCCUCUCGACCCAGUUGGUUGCGACGAUCUUUGGCUGAGUGCUACCGAGACUUGAGUGUCGUGGCUCUCUAUGGUGACGGUUUCUUCUGUCAUCCGAAGCAAAAGUGGGUUGUGCGACCGGAAAAAGAUGUUUUUGACUGGUCUCUUCUCAUGGACCAGUCUAUGAAUUUGGAAAAACGGGCAGGCCUUAUUCACGAGGUGACACGUGCGCGCAGGUGGAAAGCCGGUUUGAGAGGGCCAGCACUAGAAGACAACUCCGCAUACACCCUUCACUGGCCGGAAUAAACUUUUUUGGUUUCCUCGGUAGUAUAUCUUUAUCUGGUCGUGAACUUGAACUGUGGAAAUUCUCUCUCGUUGGCAUUGCAAUGUUAGAACAGAGUUAUAUAUCGUCGGACGCUUCAUAUUUUUUCCGCUUGAGAAUAUUGACAUCGCAUAGGAAAAUCUCGGAGUCGGACAUUCUGUGGUACCGGAAAGUAUCUGGAAUUGUUGGACAAGUAGAGUCGAGUGGAUCCCGUUCGUCCAUACCGCAAUCGGCCUCGG
Messenger RNA from Amoebophrya sp. A25, 3460 nucleotides. The record is from the annotation of a GenBank genome assembly. Lineage: Eukaryota; Dinophyceae; Syndiniales; Amoebophryaceae.